Notechis scutatus (mainland tiger snake) is the source of this 628-nucleotide messenger RNA. RefSeq names its product prefoldin subunit 6 (gene PFDN6). Gene Ontology annotation, cellular component: prefoldin complex; cytoplasm. Gene Ontology annotation, biological process: protein folding; chaperone-mediated protein complex assembly. The record is from RefSeq and is a predicted model, not a curated record. Lineage: Eukaryota; Metazoa; Chordata; Lepidosauria; Squamata; Elapidae. Gene Ontology annotation, molecular function: protein-folding chaperone binding.
UGUGUUUCCCCGCCCCUCCCUUCCCGCGAGGCGAGAGCGGCGACCGGUAUCCGCGGGGACUGGGCGGUUGGCGGGCGUCGCGCGGUUCUGAGUGUGGGAGAGAAACCAGAGGGGCUUUGGCACGUGCAAGGAGAGAGAGACACACACACACAAUGGGUGAAGCUCUACAGAAGAAGCUACAGGGGGAGCUAGACAAAUAUCAGCAGCUGCAGAAAGAUAUGAGCAAAUGCAUGACAGCCCGUCAGAAGCUGGAAGCUCAGUUGACGGAGAACCAUGUGGUGAAGGAGGAAUUGGACCUGCUGGACCCCUCUAACUCUGUCUACAAGCUCAUUGGGCCGGUGCUGGUGAAGCAGGACACGGAGGAAGCCAAAGCAACCGUGGGAAAGAGGCUGGAGUACAUCACAGGGGAGAUCAAACGCUACGAGGCUCAGAUUCAGGACUAUGAGCGGAAGUCGGAGCAGCAUCGGGAUGCCCUGGGCCGGCUGCAGCAGGAGUUCCAGCGGACCCAGGGCAAGGUGUCCGUCAAAACUUGAAGGGGCAGUGCAGAGGGAGGAGUGGGCCAGCCAGCCCCCAGGCCUGCCAUUUGGGCCUUUUUGGAUCCCUUCAAAUAAAAUUCUGUUGGACCUUU